CUGUGACCAAUGCGCGGGAUUCUCAAACAUAAUGUCGGUGUUUAAUAACAACAACAGCUGAAUCUGCUUCAGUUUAUGUUUCCUCAAAUAUUAUAUUCAUUGUAGUUUAAAACGACGUUCUGACUAAGUAUUUUUUGUUAAACGGAGCAGUUAUUAUUUAAUGUUGUCGAGCGCUCCUAUAUAGCUAAAACGACAAAGAUGCACAUUUAUUUGGACGUAUUUAUUUAAUUUGGAUUUAAUUCCUGAUCCAGAAUGAGGAGAAGUCUAGCGCCAAGUCAGGUGGCCAAAAGAAAACAGGGGCCAGAUUCAGACGAUGAGGAGGACUGGGAGCCUGACAUGGAACCACAGUGCAAGAGAGACUGUCGAGAAAAGUACAUCUCCCCUUACAGAAAACCCCUGACCCCGCUGACCAACAGACCCUUCUGCGCUGAUGGCAAUGAACAUGAAGCCUUCAUUCGCAAGAUCUUAUCCAAACCAUUUAAAAUUCCUAUUCCAAAUUACACAGGCGUUUUGGGUUUGCGGGCUCUGGGUCUGAGACGAGCUGGUGUGAGGAAAGCUCUGCACGACCCGUUUGAAGACGGAGCUCUGGUUCUGUAUGAGCCUCCGGUCAUCAGCGCUCAUGACCUGAUCAAAGCAGACAAGGAGAAGCUGCCAGUGCAUGUUGUUGUAGAUCCCGUGCUCAGUAAAGUGCUUCGACCACAUCAGCGAGAGGGUGUAAAGUUCUUGUGGGAUUGUGUGACGGGACGACGGAUUGAGAACUCCUACGGCUGUAUUAUGGCGGAUGAGAUGGGUCUGGGAAAAACAUUACAAUGCAUCACUCUCAUCUGGACUUUACUGAAGCAGAGUCCAGACUGCAAACCUGAGAUCGAUAAGGUCAUCGUGGUCUCUCCGUCCAGCCUGGUGAGAAACUGGUACAAUGAAGUGGGCAAGUGGCUCGGUGGACGCGUGCAGCCUGUGGCCAUUGACGGAGGCUCCAAAGACGAGAUCGACAGCAAACUUGUAAACUUCAUCUCUCAGCAAGGCAUGAGAAUACCAACUCCAAUUCUGAUCAUUUCCUAUGAAACUUUCCGUCUCCACGCUGAAGUCCUGCACAAAGGCAAAGUCGGACUGGUCAUCUGUGAUGAGGGUCACCGGCUGAAAAACUCAGACAAUCAGACAUACCUGGCUCUGAACUCCAUGAAUGCCCAGAGGAGAGUGCUGAUAUCUGGGACUCCCAUUCAGAACGACCUGCUGGAGUAUUUCAGCUUGGUGCACUUUGUAAACUCUGGCAUCCUCGGCACAGCUCAGGAGUUUAAGAAACGCUUCGAGAUUCCUAUCCUGAAGGGUCGUGAUGCAGACGCCAGUGAUAAAGACAGAGCUGCUGGAGAGCAGAAACUCCAGGAGCUCAUCAGCAUUGUCAACAGGUGUUUGAUUCGAAGGACUUCAGAUAUUCUUUCCAAGUAUCUGCCAGUGAAGAUUGAACAAGUAGUCUGCUGCAAUCUGACUCCUCUGCAGAAAGAGCUGUACAAGUUAUUCCUGAAGCAGGCCAAACCUGUGGAGAGUCUGCAGACGGGGAAGAUCUCCGUGUCUUCUCUGUCCUCCAUCACCUCGCUAAAGAAGCUCUGCAACCAUCCUGCCCUGAUCUACGAGAAGUGUCUGACAGGAGAAGAGGGUUUUGACGGAGCACUGGAUCUCUUCCCACAGAAUUAUUCAACCAAAGCAGUCGAACCACAGCUCUCAGGGAAGAUGCUGGUGUUGGAUUAUAUCUUGGCGAUGACCAGAACAACGACCAGUGAUAAAGUGGUUCUGGUCUCCAACUACACACAGACUUUGGAUCUGUUUGAAAAACUGUGUCGAAACAGAAGAUACCUUUAUGUUAGGCUGGAUGGGACGAUGUCCAUCAAGAAGAGAGCCAAGAUUGUGGAGAGAUUCAACAACCCCUCUAGCCCAGAGUUCAUCUUCAUGCUGAGCAGUAAAGCUGGCGGCUGUGGCCUCAAUCUGAUUGGUGCAAACCGAUUGGUGAUGUUCGACCCGGACUGGAAUCCAGCCAAUGACGAGCAGGCGAUGGCUAGAGUGUGGAGAGACGGACAGAAGAAGACCUGCUACAUCUACAGACUGCUGUCGACGGGAACCAUAGAGGAGAAGAUCCUCCAGAGACAGGCUCAUAAGAAGGCCUUGAGCAGCUGUGUAGUGGAUGAGGAGCAGGACGUGGAGAGACAUUUCUCUCUCGGAGAGCUUCGGGAACUCUUCUCGCUCAAUGAGAAAACCCUCAGCGACACACAUGACAGGUUUCGCUGCAGGCGGUGUGUGAAUGGCCGACAGGUUCGUCCUCCUCCUGAUGAUUCGGACUGUACCUGUGAUCUCUCCAACUGGCAUCACUGCGCUGAUAAGCGAGGCCUGAGAGACCCGGUGCUGCAGGCUUCAUGGGAUGCAGCAGUCUCUUUCGUCUUCCACCAGCGCUCACACGAGGACCAGAGAGGAGUUGUCUGAACUGCUCAGAAAAGCCUAAGUUCAUAUGCUAGCACUCAUUCAUUUCUUUAUUCAUGUAUUUAUUUUGCACAAACAAAUUGAUUAUUCUUUUCUGGGUUAUUAAAAGGAACUAAAACCCAA
Molecule: messenger RNA, 2589 nt
Organism: Danio rerio (zebrafish)
Lineage: Eukaryota; Metazoa; Chordata; Actinopteri; Cypriniformes; Danionidae
Gene: rad54l
Product: RAD54 like
Cellular component (GO): nucleus
Molecular function (GO): ATP binding
Source: RefSeq, marked provisional